Leishmania mexicana MHOM/GT/2001/U1103 is the source of this 483-nucleotide messenger RNA. RefSeq names its product putative ER--golgi transport protein p24. Gene Ontology annotation, cellular component: COPII-coated ER to Golgi transport vesicle; endoplasmic reticulum; Golgi apparatus. The record is from RefSeq and is a predicted model, not a curated record. NCBI's taxonomy places the organism in Eukaryota, Euglenozoa, Kinetoplastea, Trypanosomatida, Trypanosomatidae. The transcript has a single exon. Bases 1 to 483 code for a protein of 160 amino acids. Gene Ontology annotation, biological process: intracellular protein transport; endoplasmic reticulum to Golgi vesicle-mediated transport; Golgi organization.
AUGUUCCUGCACUACAUGGUGACCAUGGGCGGUUCCAUGGACAUUGACUGUACGAUUAUGGCGCCGGACAAGACUGUCGUCUGGAAUGCCGAGCGGGACACAGAGAACCGUGUUCUCUUCAAGUCCCGCAUACCCGGCUCGUACGCCUUCUGCUUUAGCAACCGCAUGAGCACGUUGACCUCGAAGGUGGUGUCCUUCUCUGUGAUGGUGGGUAACGGAAACGCCGCCGACGUGAUGCGGCCGAAAGGGGCGGAGUCGGACUCACUUCACCGCUCCAUCAUGCGUCUGCAGCAGGGAUUGCGCGAGAUCGAGGAGCUGCAGCAGGUCCUGCGCACCCGUGAGCGGGACCACCGCGCCACAACCGAGGUCGCCAACACGCGUGUUGUGGUCUUCUGCAUCCUGGAGAGCGUAUUCAUUAUCGGCAUGGGUGUCGGAAGCAUCUUGUAUCUGCGUCAGAUGUUCGUGACGAAGCGCAUGGUGUGA